UUUAUUUUCUGUUUCUCUUUCCUUGGUUCUUCAUUACCACAACCCACGAUCAUCCCGUCCAAAGCCCUAACCCACGAUUUUUCAACCUCUCAUCUAUGUCACUAUCUCCAUUAUUUUCCACAAGCUCUGUAAGUUGUUCCUCCCACAUAUUGUCUUCUCUUCUUCUAUAAAUGGCCACCACUAAGUCGGGUUCGAAGUUGCUUUCCCCAGCUAAAAUUUUUUUAAAAAUUUUUAAGAAACCUCCUACAAAUUCAUCUAAAGUUGAUCCUAAGAUGAGUUUGAAGCGCAUUGCGAAGAAAGGAAUGAGUGAUGUUGUAGAGCCAUCUGGUUCUAAGAAAAGACCUAUUCCAAAUAAAAUUGAGUCUCGUAAGACAAAGAGAGCAAAAUCUUCGAAAUCUGCCAAGGAUGUUAUAUCUUAUUUUGAUUUUGAGGAUGAAGUGCAUGAUGGGGAAGUGAAGCCUAAAGUUAAAUCCAAGGUCCAUGCUAAGAGCUCAGAAAAGUAUGAAGACUUUGACUUACCCAAAAAAAAAAUCCUUCUAAGGUGUCUUUUUUUGUGUUUUUUUAUAGUACCAUUUCUGUUUUUCCCUUUUCUAUUGUUUCAUGUCAUUUGUCAGUGAUGAUAAUCAUUUUUGUGUUGUCGACUUCUUUUUCUUCUUCCUGGUUGUUUUCAAGCUGUUGUACCAUUUCUGCAGCCACAAGCUUUGCGUAGUCAAAAUAUUCAUUUACUCCUGUAGUUUUUUUUGUGUUGUUUUUUGGUUGUUGGAUGGUUGUCUCUGAUGUCACAGUCCCUGUCUCUAGAAAAAAUGUAUCAUCUUGAAUUGUGUGUGCAAAUAGUUGUUGCUUGGAAGUUGUUCCUGGGUUGUUUCCAGGUUACUGCAAAUCUUCCUGUGCUGAGUUGUUGUCAUAUGCUGCCAUCAUCAUAUUUUUAUCUGUGAAAUCAACUAUUAAACAACUAUUUUGAAGCAUACGUUAGUUAAUAAGGAUAAAUUCAACAUUUCUUGUUUGGAGAUCCCAAACUACAAUUAUUUUACUGGAAAACAACUUAUAAACAACUGUUUACAGAUUCAAAUCCUGUAGCAUCUAAUUAUAUGCAUUAAUAUUUUUUUUGAUGCAAUUUGUUGUUGUUUUUUUGUUCAGGUUUAUAAAAUUUCCUGAUUAUUUCAAUUUUUUUCUGUAUUCCUCAAUUUAUAACACAUUCUCAAUUAUGUAGAAUAAAAAAAUAGGAAGAGGUUCAUGAAGAAAUUGUAUUACCUUCAAUUCUUUCUUUGAUUCGAUUAUGGGUGAGUUUCAAUGAUUUCUCAAUGUCCUUCUCUUCGAUUCCUCUCCUUUGAACUCGUUGGGUUUUUGAUUGUAGGUUGUUUUUGCAUUUUUUGUACAACAAUGGAGGUUGAAUACUUUUUUUUUUCUUAUAUGGAUUUUUCGAAUUUUGAUUGGUUUUUCGUUGAGAUCUACAUCUUGUUCAGAUCUGAUUUCCUUGGUUUUUGAAAAAAAAAAUGGUGGAGAUUUGGUUAUUUGGGGUUUCUUGGCUGGGUCACGAAGAAGGAGGUCUCUCCUCCGUUUUUUGUGGCUGGCUGGUAUUUUUGUAAAUAGAAAGUUUUGUUUUCUAUUUAUGUUUAUUUUUCCUUUUUAGGUUAUAAAUGUAAAUUGCUUCCCUUUUUAAUUUAUUAUAGAA
Messenger RNA from Cannabis sativa, 1672 nucleotides. RefSeq lists its product as uncharacterized. The record is from RefSeq and is a predicted model, not a curated record. Bases 171 to 617 code for a protein of 148 amino acids. The transcript is spliced from 3 exons. NCBI's taxonomy places the organism in Eukaryota, Viridiplantae, Streptophyta, Magnoliopsida, Rosales, Cannabaceae.